AUAAAGUGCUAUCAAACUGAAAUUAUUAAAAAAAAUUCGUAUAAUUAAAGUGAAUGAUCAACAAAUUCAAUCAAAUUAAAGUGCAUCAGGUGUUCGACAGCUGGUAUACGUCGCGCAACAACAACAACGUUCGUCGAUUUGUAUCGUAAGCGAUGAUCGAAAAAUGCCGCCCAAUGACGAACGCAAAAUCGUUUAAAAUCUGUGUAAUUCGUACGCGCCAAAUAUUGCCAGAAAUGCAUUUAAAAAAGCUUUAAAUUUCAAUCAAAUCACACUUUUAAUAACUAACAGUAAAAAGGUGAAAGUAACAAGCAAAAUCGAGGCAUUACUAUGCGAUAAUGUAUCGAUAACUUAAGCGAAUUUCACUUCGUUUGCCUCAACACAAACACUGACUGGCGAACUAAUCAAAGAUAGGUUCUGUGUGCGCGCAUUCAUACCUCCGCGCGACCGCAACAAUGAGCGAUUCGCUGAAUGAAUCCGCGCGACAACCAGCGAAUGAGGAUACGCAAACACGACGCGAUAAACCGCAAACGCUCAGCGGCAUUGAGGCCACCAAAGCGCUCAAUCUGCAGGCAACUGCCUCCGUUCUGGCAGACACAAAUAUGGCGGAAGUGCCGAGUGACACGCAAAAUGCAGAUUUGGCAGUGAAUUUGGCGCGUAAUCGGGCGCGGUCGCGAACAGUCGGUAGUCGCAUUGGCAGUGAUGGCGCCGGCAGCGCUGGCAAUGCAACGGAAACGCGCGACGUACGCAAGCAUUCGUGUGACGGUGUGGUAAGCAUUGGCGGUGGCAGUGGCAGCAGCAGUGCCACAAUGGGUGGUGCGACAGGCGGUGCAUUUGGCAGUGGCAGUGGCAUCGACGAAUUCAGUGGCGCUGAUGGUGAGCGACGGCGUGAGAGCCUCAACUACGAGGACACCAGUCCGUGCAGUCACAGCUUCAAUAAGGCGAUUUUCGGACGCACUGCACACACAAGGACGGGUGUUGGUGGCGGUAUGACGCGCAAAUGUGUGCUCACGCUGGAUGGCUACUCCUAUGUCAUAGUGGCCAGCACACCGGAGAGUUUGCCCAAGCGUGAACGAGACGAUCUACCCACCGUUGGCAAUACACCGUCGAUUGGCUCAACAAGUGGCAGUGUGACAGGUGAAAGACGCACAAAGGCAGACAGUCCCACUGGCAGCAGUUCAGCAGGCUUAAUAAGCGGCGGCUUAGGAGCAGGGGGCUUAUACACAACUGAGGAAAUAAACAGCACUACAACAACCACAACAGCGUGUGGCGCAAGCAGCACCGUUGAGAGUGUGACUAUCAAUGGUCAAAUUGGAAGGCACGGCUCUCUCACCAUUGUACGACGUUCUAAUAGCCGCAAGAGCUUCAUACAGCUAGAUGCACAACAACCAGGCAUUCUCACAUCCCCAUCUACAGCUGCAACAACACCUAUAGGUGGUCCAACGCAGCAGCAACUGCAUACACAACAACAACAACCAUUUGCCGGCAUAGCUCCCGACUUAGCUGCUCAACUGCUGAACAGCAGCGACAGGAAGAGCCAGCAAACGCCAAGCAAUUUUCCACCGGCAACUAGCACAGACAAUCGCGCCGCAAACGAUACUAGAAGAUCUAGUAACAGCGAGCGACACAUUGAAGUGGAACCGAACUUUACUGCAAAUACCACCACACCGAAGAACGUUCCAGCCAUUGGGAACUCAGCACAACACCAGCGUAACAAUUAUACGGCAACGCCAGUGGGCGCGUCCGACAACGCCGCUGCAGACAGCAGCAACAGCAAUAGCGCCGCCUCGGCCACUAAUAGCACAAGCAAUACAUUUAACAGCGCCGCCAACAGCAGCCUAGCCACCGCCAACAAAAUGCAAGCACCAGCACCGGGUUCACCGAGCGCCGAAACUAAUAGCGCGGGCGUACGCGAAGCUGGCGAAGAUAAAUGCGCGAGCCUAGACUUGGCCACGGAAAACUUACCAGCUGUCGAUACACCGGACGCUUGCGAUAAAGCGGCAGUGAGAUUGCGCUGCUUAUUGCACUUGUUAAAUACUGGCGAUAUUUCGAACGACGUCUUGCAACGCAACCUCCAUUAUGCGGCACGCGUUCUCGAAGCCGUCUUCCUCGACGAGUCCAAUCAGGAGACGCGUGAGGUCGGCGAUGCGCAUAAAUGCUGCAGCGGCAGUUGUUGUAGCCGGCGCGGCCACCAACAGCAUGGCUGUGCUGGUGAGGGUAGUGGUGGUGGUGGUCACAGCAAUCAGGAUAACAACAAUUUGUGCAAUAGUUGUUGUUCACGCUCUGAUGACCAACAACAACAAAGCAAUGCAUUUGACAAUCAAACCAGCAUCGACAGCCGCACCAAAGGUGUGACGUUAGCGCCGCAAACGCACAGCGGACCCACCGGACCGCCGGAUACGAUUUUGGAAGCCGAUGCCGAAGCAGAAGCAGCAGCCGAAACGGAAGCGGAAACGGAAACAGCGACGACGGCAACAGCUGUCGCACCGAACGCCAGUGAACCGGCAGAAACAGCUGCCUCCGACAGCUCCAAACCUGCGGACGUGGCGGCAGACACGUCGACCACCAGCACAGCUAAGGUUAGCUUUGCGGAGAGUAAAAGCGAUAAACAGUGUAGUGACGGCGGUGGUAGUCAGAGUGUCGGCAGCAGUAGUAGCAGUAGUAGUAAUAAAGCAACCAUGCAGAGGCAAAGGCGCCUGCGCACACCGGUCUGGGCGAGGUCCAUGUCGUCGACGAAUAAAACACGCCUCGCCGACGAAGAUGAUGAACUAUCCGAGGUGCAACCGGAUGCUGUGCCACCCGAGGUGCGCGAGUGGUUGGCCUCGACGUUCACGCGGCAAUCGGCGACCACACGCAGGCGAACCGAUGAAAAGCCGAAAUUCCGUACUGUCGCCCACGCCAUACGCGCCGGUAUAUUUGUGGACCGAAUAUACCGCAGUGUGUCGCGUACGGCGCUCAUGCAAUUUCCGCCAGAAGUGGUCCAAAUACUCAAGAACUUGGACGACUGGUCAUUUGACGUGUUCGCCCUGGCGGAGGCCGCCGGUGGCCAGCCGAUCAAAUACCUCAGCUACGAUUUGCUCAAUCGCUACGGCAUCAUACACAAAUUCAAGAUAGCGCCUGCCACAUUGGAAAUAUUUUUGAAUCGCGUCGAAGAGGGCUAUUGUCGCUAUCGCAAUCCAUAUCACAACAACAUACACGCGGCCGAUGUUACCCAAACGACGCAUUAUGUGCUCUGUCAGACCGGACUCAUGAAUUGGUUGACCGAUUUGGAAAUAUUCGCCACAUUACUUGCCGCUCUCAUACACGACUUCGAACAUACCGGCACGACCAACAACUUUCACGUCAUGUCCGGUUCCGAAAAGGCACUACUCUACAAUGAUCGCGCCGUAUUGGAGAAUCAUCAUGUGAGUGCCGCUUUUCGCUUGCUCAAGGAGGACGAUUGCAAUAUAUUGGUUAAUCUGUCGCGCGAAGAGUUUCGCGAGUUUCGCACACUCAUUAUUGACAUGGUGCUGGCCACCGAUAUGUCCUUCCAUUUCCAGCAGCUGAAGAACAUGCGAAAUUUGCUCACCUUAAAUGAGGCGUCGGUGGACAAGUCCAAGGCAAUGGCAUUGGUGCUGCACUGUUGUGAUAUCUCGCAUCCGGCUAAACGUUGGAAUCUCCACCAUCGCUGGACGAUGCUGUUGUUCGAGGAAUUCUUUCGGCAGGGAGAUUUGGAACGCGAGCUCGGUCUGCCAUUCAGUCCCAUGUGUGAUCGCAACAACAUACUAUUCCCAGAGUCACAAAUCGGUUUUAUUGAUUUUAUUGUGGAUCCCAGUUUGUCGGUAAUGUCCGAUAUGCUGGAAUAUGUGUUGACUCCGUUGGCGCCCAUGUGUAAGACGUCGAAUGCGAGUAUUGAUGCUGGUGAUGCGCCAGUGGAUGGCGCGGCUGCAAGCCCUCGCAAUAAGACCGACGGUGACGCUAGUUCAACCACGUCUUCGCAACAAGAAGACAGUAAUGCCAAGGCGGCGGGUACAAAACCGAAGUUCAGCAUACGAAAACCCUGGCUCACCUGUCUAAAUGAUAAUAAGAAAAUCUGGAAAGAGCAAUCGCUAAAAGAGGAGGCUGCUCGCAAUGAAAAAGCUCAACAAAAGGAGGGCGAAAGUGAGGAAUAAACAACACACGGCUGGCAGCGCAAGUCUGAGUAAUAACAGUUGAUUUAAGUAAGGGCAACACCACAUAUUGGAACUGAAUAGAGACUAACAUGUGUAGAAAAGUAGAAGAAAAAAACUAUUGCAGAUAAAUGCAAAAAUGCAAAAACUACAUAUAUACAUACAUAUUCUAUGUACAUAUAAAAAUUAAUUAACUCGUUUUGUUUAUAAAAAAUGAUUAUUUUGUAGGUAUACACCGUAAUAAUGUGUGUCUACCAUGAAUUCGUACGAUUGUUGUGUUGCGGGCAUACAAACAAUUACAAUAGAGUUAUUUUUUUCUAAAUAUGCUUCAAUAAGUCAAAAUUACUGUUAAGUUUAUGUUAUAAUAAAAUUUAAUUAUUAGCAGCUUUGUACAUAAAAAAAGCGAAAAUGUCUGCGGCAAAGUACUUUAUUACAAAUAAAUACAAAAACAAAUACAAAAUAUUACAAAAAAGUGUAAUUUACAUUAAUUUAGUUUAGAAAAAGUAUGAUAACGAAAAAAUGAUGUGAAAAAGUUAUGAGUUUUGAUUGAACAUUAUGCCCACGGCAGGCUUUUUAUGAACACAAACAGAAUUGUACACUUUUAUUGACAUUACCGUUAAUGAUCGUGGCAAAUAAAUACAGCUUGUGAAGCAAAAAGUGUGUUUGAACAAACUCAAUCAAUCAGCAAUAAUAAUAAAUAUUUAUAAGCAUGCACACAUACAUAAACAUACAGCCCUAAAUGUAAACAGAAAUAUUAGCUGCAAAAAUGCAAUUUUCAAAAUGUGGCAAUGUAAACAGCAUUGUAGCAGCCAAGAAGUGAAUACAGUGUACAAGAACGAAGUAAUGUGCAAAGCAAAAAACACAACUAAAAAUAUAUGAAAUGGAAAUUAAGUAAAGAAAAAGUAGUUGGAGACUAUAACUGUUGUAUACCACUUGUACAUAUGUAUGUAAGUAUGCGCGAGCGCCAUAAAAAUGUUUAUAAUUUCAAAACUGCACAAACAGCAGUUUGUUAAAAGUUGUGUGUAAUGUAAAUUGAGUGUGGAGCUUAAUUAAAGGUUUAAUUUAAAUAAUUAAUUUAAUUUAAAUAAUUAAUUAAUUUACUUUAAUUUAAUUAAUUAAUUAAAAAGUAUUGUUAGUCAUAUUUUUUUUGUUUUAGUUAUGGCAGUACACAAACUUAUUUUUAAGUACUUAAUAAUUGUUACAAAUAAAAUUUAAUGGAAAAAUA
This is a messenger RNA of Bactrocera dorsalis (oriental fruit fly), 5370 nucleotides long. It is a transcript of the gene Pde1c, whose product is annotated as dual specificity calcium/calmodulin-dependent 3',5'-cyclic nucleotide phosphodiesterase 1. Lineage: Eukaryota; Metazoa; Arthropoda; Insecta; Diptera; Tephritidae. Gene Ontology annotation, biological process: signal transduction. Bases 453 to 4148 code for a protein of 1231 amino acids. The transcript is spliced from 8 exons. The record is from RefSeq and is a predicted model, not a curated record. Gene Ontology annotation, molecular function: 3',5'-cyclic-AMP phosphodiesterase activity.